AUGGGAAGCCGAGAAAACUACUCACAUAGUAAUACUGCGCACGCUAAUCGCAUCGCUGCCGUUGAUAGAACCCCUCCACCCUCCGUCAAUAUGACCGCCACUUCUUCUGAUAAUAAUAAUUACCAUUUCAACACAAAUGACCAGAAACCUGGAUGGAGAAAGUUUCUGGCUUAUGUAGGCCCUGGGUUCCUCGUCUCUUUGGCAUAUCUUGACCCUGGCAACUUGGAAACUGAUCUGCAAGCUGGAGCUAACCACGGAUAUGAGUUGCUGUGGAUUAUCCUUAUUGGGUUGAUAUUUGCCCUCAUAAUCCAGUCACUUGCAGCAAAUCUAGGGGUGACCACAGGAAAACACCUUUCAGAGUUAUGCAAGGCUGAAUACCCAUUGUUGGUCAAGUACUGUCUAUGGUUGCUCGCUGAGCUUGCUGUUAUAGCCGCUGAUAUACCUGAAGUGAUUGGAACAGCCUUUGCUCUGAAUAUACUGUUCAACAUCCCAGUUUGGGUUGGAGUUCUCUUGACCGGCUGUAGCACUCUUCUCCUUCUUGGUCUGCAAAGAUAUGGGGUUAGGAAGCUAGAACUGCUAAUAUCAGUGCUGGUAUUCAUAAUGGCAGCAUGUUUCUUCGGAGAAAUGAGUUAUGUCAAGCCUCCAGCGUCAGGAGUGCUCAAGGGCAUGUUUAUUCCCAAGCUCAACGGCCAUGAUGCCACCGGCGACGCCAUCGCCCUUUUGGGUGCUCUUAUCAUGCCGCACAAUCUUUUCCUGCACUCGGCUCUUGUGCUCUCUAGGAAAGUACCCAACUCUGUGCGUGGCAUUAAUGAUGCUUGUCGUUUCUUCUUGAUAGAGAGUGGAUUUGCAUUGUUUGUGGCGUUCUUGAUCAAUGUGGCUGUCAUCUCCGUAUCAGGCACCGUUUGCUCCGCAAAUAACCUUUCCAGUGAUGAUGCGGAUAGAUGUAGCGAUCUUACUCUCAACUCUGCCUCUUUUCUUCUACAGAAUGUAUUGGGAAAAUCAAGCAAGAUUAUUUAUGCCAUUGCGUUACUUGCCUCGGGCCAAAGCUCUGCCAUCACAGGCACUUAUGCAGGACAAUACAUCAUGCAGGGAUUCUUGGACCUUAAGAUGAAAACAUGGAUGAGGAAUCUAAUGACAAGAUCCAUUGCCAUUACACCAAGUCUCAUUGUCUCCAUUAUUGGAGGCUCAUCCGGAGCCGGUCGACUCAUUAUUAUUGCUUCGAUGAUACUUUCCUUUGAACUCCCUUUUGCUCUAAUCCCUCUUCUUAAAUUCAGUAGUAGCGCCACCAAAAUGGGACCCCACAAGAACUCAAUCUACAUCAUAGUUUUCUCGUGGAUUCUAGGAUUUGGAAUCAUAGGCAUAAACAUAUAUUACCUAAGCACAGCCUUCGUAGAUUGGCUAAUCCACAGCUCUUUACCAAAAGUGGCAAACGUGUUCAUUGGAAUCGUAGUGUUUCCAUUAAUGGCAAUCUACAUCGUUUCUGUCAUCUAUCUAACUUUCAGAAAAGACGCCGUCGUGACAUUUAUCGAGUCCGAAAAGAACGACCCCUUUGCCCAAAUUCAAAUGGAAAGUGGGCAAAUUUCUAAUGUUGGUGUCGUUCCUUACAGAGAGGAUUUGGCCGAUAUUCCUUUACCUAAGUAG
This is a messenger RNA of Morus notabilis, 1641 nucleotides long. Its product is annotated as metal transporter Nramp5. Gene Ontology annotation, molecular function: cadmium ion transmembrane transporter activity; manganese ion transmembrane transporter activity. The record is from RefSeq and is a predicted model, not a curated record. Lineage: Eukaryota; Viridiplantae; Streptophyta; Magnoliopsida; Rosales; Moraceae. Gene Ontology annotation, cellular component: membrane. The coding region runs from base 1 to 1641 and encodes 546 amino acids. Gene Ontology annotation, biological process: metal ion transport. The transcript has 13 exons.